Molecule: messenger RNA, 577 nt
Organism: Oncorhynchus gorbuscha (pink salmon)
Lineage: Eukaryota; Metazoa; Chordata; Actinopteri; Salmoniformes; Salmonidae
Product: tensin-3-like
Exons: 4
Source: RefSeq, a predicted model, not a curated record
AUGGCCCGCUAUGCCCUCACCCACAGCCCCGCACACAGCUUUGAUGAGCAGGACGACUCAGGCCUGGGGAGCUACGGCACCGCCGACUGCCCAGUCUCUGCCUCUCCUCUACUGGGGAACGGCGGCAUGGAGAGGGGCAUGUUGAUGUCUGGUUCCAUGGACCAGCAGGGCACCAUCCGGACCCAGCAGCACCAGCAGCUCCAGGCCCAGGGGCCUUGCCUCCCGCUGCUGCCCGAGAAGAGGAGGGCGUCAGACGGGGAGCACUCCUGGCGGGAGCUCCUCAGUAUCCCCUUCCCCAAUGUCCUGCCUGACCUCUCAGCCUCUGCACAGAUGCCGAGCACUGCCUCACCUCUGCCAGAUGUCCUGGCCAUCAAGCAGGUGACUGUAAAAUUUGUGCAAGACACAUCGAAAUUCUGGUACAAGCCUGAUAUCUCCAGGGACCAAGCUAUCUCAGUCCUGAAGGACAAAGAGCCUGGGUGUUUCAUUGUACGCGACAGCCACUCCUUCAGAGGUGCCUAUGGGCUGGCCAUGAAGGUGGCCACACCCCCUCCCUCAGUCCUGCAGCAGACCAAGAGAG